UCUGAUCUGAUCCUUUGUUCCUAAGACAAAUGUAUUCUUGAAUAAGUAAGUGAUAUUAUUGACAGUGAGUAACUUAAGAAAAAAAAAACCAUAUGAAGAACUUAACGGCUCUCCAUUCGUAAGCAUUAUGCAUUUCGAUCUUAUAUCUGUAUCCAACCACAUACCCCAAUAUCUCGUAGCAUCAAUUUCAGUUUUUUCGCCAAAAAUCCAUCCUAAAGAAAUUUGAAAGCAUUCAUUGUUGCAACGAAAGGUCGCUUAUAAUCUUAAUAUCUUUAAUUAAUUAACUAUUAGCCUUGAACGGGUUGUCUGAUUUAAAAUUACAAUAUAAUUGUCUAUCAUCUACUUAAGCCUGAACUUUACAGUUUUUCAUAAAUCGCACAAUAUGCGUCGCGUAAAUUUAAAAAAACAUCAUAUGCGUCCGGAUUAUUCCGGAUUUAAAUUAAUAAUCUUUAUAACAAAAGCAAUAAGUUUUUUUUUAGAUUAUUAUUUACGGUUUCGUUUCUAAACCCAAAUCGUAAUUCCACAAAAUCACGUUUUCAAUUCUUAAACAUUUAUAAAGAACAAUUUCUGAAAUAAACCCCAUUACCCCCUUACGCUUCUAAACAACAUCCUGGAGAACAAUAAAAGUUAAACAUCACAUGCCACUUGCCUGGACUAGGCGAACUCCACGUGAGCGAAACCUCACAGUUUCCAUGCGCCCGCAAACCGAAAACCUAAUAAAUACUGCUCCGGCACAAUUGCGCUCUCAGUUACGCAGCUGAUCCUCGCGUUCCUUGAAGCUGUCUUACGAUACCAUAAUAUAGUUUCCAGUUUCACAGCGCGCGAUUUAUUUUCAAGUAUCACGAUGGUGAUUUUGAGUGUCGACGGUAACGACUCGUCUCGUAGCGUCUCUCCAUUAACACCAUCUCCAAAAGGCAUCCGAUUGUUUAGAGUUAUCAGUAGAAAACUAGCUAGAAGAAGUCAUAAUGAUUUUAACAGUGGUUCGGAUGAAUCAAGAUCAUCGAGUUCAGAGAGUUCCUAUAGUAGCGGACACACUUCACGCAUUGAGAAGGAAAGAUGCGUGUCACCGAAUCAUAUUUCGAGCAGUUCGAGUGAUUCAGGGAGUGAUGUUCAAGUAAGAAUCAGACACCACCAUUCCACAUCAGCGGAGAGUCUUAGAAAGGUGUUUCAAAAUUUAAAUCUGUACAACCGAUCGCAUAGUUGCAGCAACGCAAAAGAUAUUAAGAAGAAGAAGGAUAAGAAGACUCAAAAAAGCAUUUUGAGGCAUCCCACAAGCUAUACGUACGUUAAAGGACUAAGUGGUUUACCUACUCAAAGGAUACCAAAAGGUCAAAAUAGAGGGUAUAACACGUGUUCUUGUAGUAUGCACUACUUAAACAGCUUAAAUAGAAAUAGAUAAGUGAUUUAUAAAUUUAAUAAUAUCCUUGUAAUCCUUUGUACGCAAUAUCAUUAAAUCUUUUGGUAAAAGUUCUCCUGAGUAAUACUAAAAGACUGCAUUGAUGAUGGAAUUUCGACUGAUUUUAGUGUUAAGCUUCUACUAUUAAAAUAAUAUCUUUAGGUUCUAGCUCACCUAGUUAUAAUGUUUAGGAUUAGUUUUUUAUAUGAAUUGUUAUGACUGCUCUCUCCUCUUCUUAGAUCUUAAGGAAUUUGAUUUAUAAAAUACGUUUGCUCUGAUCAAUUAUUACC
Molecule: messenger RNA, 1686 nt
Organism: Anthonomus grandis grandis
Lineage: Eukaryota; Metazoa; Arthropoda; Insecta; Coleoptera; Curculionidae
Exons: 1
Coding region: 845-1399 (184 amino acids)
Source: RefSeq, a predicted model, not a curated record